GAAGCUUUAGCUGUCAUUGAAUUUUUUUUCUUCUCUAUUAGAAUAACACUUUCCUUAUUUUCUUUUCUGCGAUGAUUGAUUCAUUCAGAUUUAACGAUUUGGUGAACCGAAUGGGUACCAUGAGGAACGAAGAACUCAAAGAGAUUGAGAAUCUCGACAGAGAGGACAUUGAAGAAGCUCCAGUUGGGCCUGAUGAUGUGAGUAGAAUAGCACCAUGGGCGAGACAGAUCACGAUUCGGGGGAUAAUAGCUAGCUUCAUUAUUGGAAUAAUUUAUAGUGUGAUUGUGAUGAAGCUGAACCUAACAACUGGGUUAGUCCCCAAUCUCAAUGUCUCAGCUGCUCUACUUGGUUUUGUGUUUAUUCGAACUUGGACUAAGUUGCUUGGGAAAGCCAAGAUUGUUUCAACCCCAUUCACUAGACAGGAGAAUACCAUAAUCCAAACUUGUGCGGUUGCUUGCUAUAGCAUCGCGGUAGGAGGUGGUUUUGGGUCUUAUCUCUUGGGCUUGAAUAGGAGGACUUAUGAGCAAGCAGGGAUUGAUACAGAGGGGAAUACUCCUGAUAGUACCAAGGAGCCUGGAGUUGGUUGGAUGAUAGCCUUUCUCUUUGUGACCAGCUUUGUUGGGCUAUUGGCUUUGGUCCCCAUUAGAAAGAUCAUGAUAAUAGACUACAAGUUAACUUAUCCAAGUGGAACUGCUACUGCUGUUCUUAUUAACGGGUUCCAUACUGCUAAAGGAGAUGUGAUGGCCAGGAAGCAGGUUCAUGGUUUCAUGAAAUUCUUCUCACUUAGUUUCCUUUGGGCUUUCUUUCAAUGGUUCUAUACUGCUGGAGAUAAUUGUGGCUUUGUUCAGUUUCCCACUUUUGGAUUGAAAGCAUGGAAAAACUCAUUUUACUUCGAUUUCAGCAUGACUUAUGUUGGAGCAGGAAUGAUUUGCUCCCAUCUUGUAAAUUUAUCCUUGCUUCUUGGUGCUGUGAUUUCAUGGGGCAUUAUGUGGCCGUUAAUCGGGAGAGAAAAAGGAGAAUGGUUCCCUGCAAAUAUACCAGAGAGUAGCAUGAAGAGCCUUAAUGGUUAUAAGGUUUUUAUUUCCAUUGCCUUAAUUCUUGGUGAUGGGCUUUACAAUUUUGUCAAAGUUCUCUAUUUCACUUCCACAAAUAUCCAUGCCACAAUGAAAAGGAAGAACCUUAGUACAUUUCCAGAUAACGAUAAACAGCUACCUAUUGAUGAUCUUAGACGAAAUGAAGUCUUUACAAGAGAAAGCAUUCCUCUAUGGUUGGCAUGCACAGGAUACAUAUUGUUCUCCAUCAUUUCCGCAGUUGGAAUCCCUUUGAUGUUCCCCCAGUUGAAGUGGUAUUAUGUGGUGUUUGCCUAUCUUCUUGCACCCACUCUUGGCUUCUGCAAUGCUUAUGGCGCAGGCUUAACUGACAUGAACAUGGCCUAUAACUAUGGGAAAGUGGCUCUCUUUGUUCUUGCAGCCUUGAGUGGAAAAAAUGAUGGUGUAGUUGCUGGACUAGUGGGAUGUGGCCUGAUUAAAUCUAUUGUUUCAAUUUCAUCUGAUUUGAUGCAUGAUUUCAAGACUGGCCACCUCACUCUCACUUCCCCUCGUUCAAUGCUUAUAAGUCAAGCUAUUGGAACAGCAAUAGGUUGUAUUGUUGCUCCUCUCACAUUCUUCCUUUUUUACAAGGCUUUUGAUGUGGGGAAUCCAGAUGGUAAUUACAAGGCCCCAUAUGCCAUCAUAUAUAGAAACAUGGCAAUCCUAGGUGUGGAAGGCUUUUCUGCCCUUCCCCAUCAUUGCUUGCAACUCUGUUAUGGAUUUUUUGCAUUUGCCAUAGCAGCCAACUUGGUCAGAGAUUUAACCCCAAAAAAGGUUGGGAGAUGGAUUCCACUUCCAAUGGCAAUGGCUGUGCCUUUCAUAGUUGGUGGUUACUUUGCCAUUGAUAUGUGUGUGGGUAGUUUGGUUGUGUUUGCUUGGCACACAAUAAACAGCAGUGAGGCAGGUUUGAUGGUUCCUGCAGUUGCUUCUGGUUUGAUUUGUGGAGAUGGAUUAUGGAUUCUUCCUUCAUCCAUUCUUGCUUUGUUUAAGGUUCGUCCUCCAAUCUGCAUGAGCUUCUUGACAGCCAAGUAGAAGUUGGCAAUAACAACAUUCACAUGUGGAGAUCAGAGGAAAUAGAUGUAGUCAAAUUACUACCUAAGGUAAUUAUAGGCAUAAUGUCGUAGGAGGCUUGCUUGUUACUUGUAAGCAAUUUCAUGCAUAAAGAUGCAGCUCUUAGAAUAUAGAGUGAUAUUUAAAUCCAGCUAAAAUGGCUAGGAAGAAUAAGUAUAAUAAUAUACGCAGAAAUAU
Gastrolobium bilobum is the source of this 2336-nucleotide messenger RNA. RefSeq names its product metal-nicotianamine transporter YSL3. Gene Ontology annotation, molecular function: iron-nicotianamine transmembrane transporter activity; oligopeptide transmembrane transporter activity. Lineage: Eukaryota; Viridiplantae; Streptophyta; Magnoliopsida; Fabales; Fabaceae. The coding region runs from base 72 to 2120 and encodes 682 amino acids. The transcript has 7 exons. The record is from RefSeq and is a predicted model, not a curated record. Gene Ontology annotation, cellular component: plasma membrane. Gene Ontology annotation, biological process: seed development; response to iron ion.